Sphaeroforma arctica JP610 is the source of this 636-nucleotide messenger RNA. RefSeq lists its product as hypothetical. NCBI's taxonomy places the organism in Eukaryota, Ichthyosporea, Ichthyophonida. Gene Ontology annotation, molecular function: protein binding. The transcript is spliced from 4 exons. Bases 1 to 636 code for a protein of 211 amino acids. The record is from RefSeq and is a predicted model, not a curated record.
AUGCCUCCCGUACACGCACAGAUCCACAAGAUGAGUUUCCACAAAGAAAGCGUGCGCGCGAUGCAGUUUAGUUCUGAUGGUAAGCAUAUCUUCACCGCUAGCGCGGACAAGAGCAUGCGUCUUCUAGAUAUGGAAACAGGAACGAGCAUGCGAGAGAUUACGAGUGCGCAUACAGAUGCUAUUAAUGUGUUGUGUAUGGUGGAGGAUAAUUUACUGGUUAGUGGAGACGACGGCGGAGUGAUUAAGAUUUGGGAUGUCAGGCAAGCAGGAGUGGCUCUAACAUAUGACGAAUGCGAGGAUUUCAUAUCCGACAUCACAUACCAUCAGCCAACGAAUUCCGUGCUCACCACCUCCGGAGACGGCACGCUAUCAAUAUUCAAUGUCAAGAACCCGCGGAAACCGUUCUUUGUACAGAGGUCGGAUUACAUGGACGAGGAACUUCUGUCUGUCUGUGUAAUGAAGAAUGGCAAGAAGGUGGUGUGUGGCACACAAGAGGGCAUUAUAAGCAUCUUCUCCUGGGGCCAAUGGGGCGAUUGCAGCGACAGGUUUCCCGGUCACCCACUGUCAAUUGACACUAUCCUGCCUCUAACCGAGGGUAUAUGCUUAACCGGGUCAUCAGAUGGAUUAAUAAGGUAA